AUGCCGACAGAACUUGAAGAGCUCGUUGGCUUCAUCGCCAGUCCAAACCCGCAGAUCCGCAAACUCGCUGUUGAGAACCUGGUGCCAUAUUCAACAUCGGAACCAAGCAUAUUCAAAGCCAAUGACAAUGUCCCGAUAAGAAACUUGAGAGUCCUUGUCCGGGACCAUCCGAAAAUCGCAGAACAUGCCUUGACCAUGCUGAUCAACCUCUCCGGCGAAGAUGCCGUGCAAGAGAUGCUCGCCACGGACGAGAAAUUCCUCGAGCUUCUGUUUCAGAAAAUAGUCAACGCAGAGGAACCCAACGCCAACCUCUUGACCAUGCUCCUCGCCAACCUCACCAAGAGUGCAGCCCUCGCCACUAUCGACACAAAGAAGCAGCCUUCGCCAGACGACCUCUCCAAGAGCCAUUUCAUCCUGGACCAGCUCAUGGAUCUUUUCGUCAAGGGCCAGGACGGGACAUACAACAAGCACGCCGACUACGACUACCUGGCCUACUGCUUCGCUGAUUUGGCCAAGCACGAGUCGAUACGCAAGUACUUUCUCACCAAGCAAGAGUACGACGACGUUGUGCCGCUUAGCAAACUCCUCGUAUUCACAGAGCACAAGAGCGAGAUUCGACGAAAGGGCGUCGCCAGCACCAUCAAAAACGUCGCGUUCGAAGUCCACGCGCACCCAGAGCUCAUGUCGGAUAGUGAGAUUGGUAUCUUGACUUAUGUCUUGCUGCCCAUCAUGGGCAGCGAGGAGUACGAUGUCGACGAGUCGAUGGACAUGCUGCCGGAUCUACAGCUGCUGCCGCCUGACAAGAAGCGGGAACCCGACAACACCAUCAUUGUCACGCAUCUCGAUACACUCAUGCUUCUGACUACGACAAGAAAGGGGCGAGAACUGAUGCGCGAGGUCAAGGUGUACCCCAUUGUGAGGGAGACACACGCCCGCGUACAGGAUGCCGAUGUAAAGGAGGCAUGUGACCGUCUGGUGCAAGUCCUGAUGCGUGACGAGGAAGGCGAGGGCGAGGAAACGGAGAGGAAGAUUCAAGAGGUUGUGGAUGAGGAAGACGAGAUCGUUGAGGUAUAG
Emericellopsis cladophorae is the source of this 1074-nucleotide messenger RNA. RefSeq names its product FAM203 family protein -like protein. The transcript is spliced from 4 exons. NCBI's taxonomy places the organism in Eukaryota, Fungi, Ascomycota, Sordariomycetes, Hypocreales, Bionectriaceae. Bases 1 to 1074 code for a protein of 357 amino acids. The record is from RefSeq and is a predicted model, not a curated record.